This is a messenger RNA of Amyelois transitella, 6135 nucleotides long. RefSeq names its product brefeldin A-inhibited guanine nucleotide-exchange protein 1 (gene Sec71). Gene Ontology annotation, biological process: regulation of ARF protein signal transduction. Gene Ontology annotation, molecular function: guanyl-nucleotide exchange factor activity. The coding region runs from base 257 to 5407 and encodes 1716 amino acids. The transcript has 3 exons. The record is from RefSeq and is a predicted model, not a curated record. Lineage: Eukaryota; Metazoa; Arthropoda; Insecta; Lepidoptera; Pyralidae.
CGGAACGCAUCGCAAUAUUGACAUGUUUGUGAUGAGGUGUGAAUCGUGAAAUCUCUGUCUCGUAGAAAUGGUUUUCAUUUAAUUAUUUCGGUUUCAUAAAGUUUUGUGAUGUUGCCUACAUACUAUUAUUUACCGAAUGAAUAAACCUAUAAAAACAAUACAACAGUGCCUAAGAGAACCCAUCGUAAAUGAGUAUAAUACCACGCAGUUAAGUCGAUUCCAUCAGGAACGAAUGGAGUGAUUCCCUAAUAAAAUAAUGAUGCAAACCAAUCUCAAAACUAAAGAAAUGUUUAUAGUCAGAGCAUUAGAAAAGAUAUUAGCCGAUAAGGACAUUAAAAGGUCCUAUCAUAGUCAAUUGAAGAAAUCUUGUGAAGUAGCCCUUGAGGAAAUCAAAGCAGAGUUGAAAAAUGGUGGACAGCCAGAAUCAUCUGAGAGUCCUACAUCGGGAACACUCCCACUUCCCAAAAAUGAUGCGUCAAACAUCAUCACCGCGGAAAAAUACUUCCUGCCUUUUGAGCUGGCAUGUCAGAGUAAGGCAGCCCGGAUAGUGGUCACUGCACUUGAUUGCCUGCAAAAAUUAAUUGCCUAUGGGCACCUUACAGGAAACAUUCCAGACUCCACCACUCCACGAAAGCUUUUGAUCGACCGAAUCGUCGAAACUAUAUGUAGCUGCUUCACCGGCCCUCAGACCGAUGAGGGAGUUCAACUUCAAAUCAUCAAAGCAUUACUUACAGUAAUUACGAGUCAACAUGUCGAAGUUCACGAAGGAACGGUCCUUCUCGCUGUUCGAACAUGUUACAAUAUUUAUUUAGCAAGUAAGAAUCUAAUUAACCAAACAACAGCCCGAGCCACACUAACACAAAUGCUUAACGUCAUAUUCACUAAGAUGGAAAAUCAAGCCUUAGAAUCUGAUGCGCAUACAACUGAUAUACAUCAUAAAUUGCCCAAUGGCAAUGUAGUCAGCGACGAAUCGCACGCUAAUCACGUAGUCGAAGAUGAAAAAGAAACACCAGUAACACCACUGGAUGAACAAGUGGAUGAUAUAAUUGAAGCUAAGAUUAUUGCAAAGCAAAUUGUGGACUCUGUCAUUGAUAAUGCCAUAUCCAUUGCUACUAAGAAGUGUUCAGAAGAUGUAAGCCAAAAUGCAUCAGAAAAUAAUGAAAAUAUCUCUGAUACCCAAGAGUCACUAGACAAUGGAAGUAUUUCCUUAGAGAAUAAUGGUCAUGUCAAUUCGGAGGCUACAAUUACAAGAAUUCCCUCGCAAGAAAGUGUUGACGUGGCGUCUGAAAAUGACAAUUCGGUAACAGCUAAAUUCACUCACGUGCUCCAAAAAGACGCCUUCCUUGUCUUCAGAGCUCUUUGUAAGCUUUCUAUGAAGCCUCUUCCUGAAGGGACCCCUGACCCCAAAUCACAUGAACUAAGAUCCAAAAUUCUUUCCCUACAUUUACUUCUUUCCAUUUUACAAAAUGCUGGACCUGUAUUUAGAAACAAUGAAAUGUUCAUCACUGCAAUAAAGCAGUACCUUUGUGUAGCAUUGUCUAAAAAUGGCGUGAGCUCAGUGCCUGAAGUUUUCGAAUUGUCAUUGGCUAUCUUCCUAGCUCUUCUUCAGAACUUUAAAGUUCACCUCAAAAAGCAAAUUGAAGUAUUUUUCAAAGAAAUCUUUAUGAACAUCCUGGAAACGUCAAGUUCGUCAUUUGAACACAAGUGGAUGGUGAUUCAAGCUCUCACUAGAAUCUGUGGCGAUGCCCAAAGCGUUGUCGAUAUUUAUGUCAACUAUGAUUGCGAUUUGUCAGCUGCCAAUCUCUUCCAGAGGCUGGUAAAUGAUGUUUCUAAAAUCGCGCAAGGUAGACAAGCUUUGGAAUUGGGUGCAACACCCAAUCAAGAGAAGUCUAUGCGUAUUAGGGGACUCGAAUGUUUAGUGUCGAUAUUAAAGUGUAUGGUAGAAUGGAGCAAAGAACUUUACAUCAAUCCAAACCUGCAAACAACUUUGGGUGAAAGAACAACUAAAGAAGACACAGAUCAUCAUAGUAUUAAAUCCCACGGUGGAUCUAGUCUCAGUCUCGUUUCGACAGGGUCUAGUAACAUAGGCAAUAGAGAAACAUUAGAUUCUCCUGAACAGUUUGAAGUACUGAAACAACAGAAAGAAGUAUGGGAGACUGGUAUUGAUCUGUUUAACCGUAAACCUAAGAAAGGUGUUGCAUUUUUGCAAGAGCAAAGCUUGCUUGGUACAUCAACUAAAGAAAUAGCUGAAUGGUUACUAACAGACGAAAGGCUCGAUAAGACGUUUAUAGGAGAAUAUUUAGGUGAAAAUGACGACCAUUCCAAAGAAGUGAUGUAUGCUUAUGUAGACUCGAUGAAUUUCUCGAACAUGGACAUAGUGGCAGCCCUUCGUUAUUUCUUAGAAGGCUUCAGAUUACCUGGUGAAGCUCAAAAGAUUGACAGGCUGAUGGAAAAAUUCGCUUCACGUUACUGUGAAUGCAAUCCUACCAAUACGUUAUUCACAAGCGCCGAUACAGUUUACGUCCUCGCCUUCUCAAUCAUAAUGCUAACGACCGAUUUGCACUCGCCACAAGUUAAGAACAAAAUGACAAAAGAACAGUAUAUCAAACUGAAUAGCGGCAUAAGUGACAAUAAUGACUUGCCUCGCGAGUAUUUGUCUCAAAUUUACGACGAAAUAGCUGGUCAUGAGAUCAAAAUGAAAAACGUAUCGAAACCAGGUAAACACAUGAUCGCUAAUGAAAAGAAAAGAAAAUUUAUUUGGAACAUGGAAAUGGAACAGAUAUCAACGGCAGCUAAGAAUCUAAUGGAAUCGGUUUCGCAUGUUCAGACGCCAUUUACAACGGCGAAACAUGUAGAACACGUGCGGCCGAUGUUCAAAAUGGCUUGGACACCAUUCCUUGCAGCUUUUUCAGUAGGACUACAAGAUUGCGACGAUCCUGAAAUAGCUUCACUGUGUCUCGAUGGCAUUCGAUGCGCGAUUCGAAUCGCAUGCAUAUUCCACAUGUCGCUGGAAAGAGACGCGUAUGUCCAAGCAUUAGCACGGUUCACGCUCCUAACAGCUAAUUCACCAAUUACAGAAAUGAAGGCUAAGAAUAUUGAUACGAUAAAAACUUUGAUAACAGUCGCUCAUACAGACGGAAACUACCUAGGUUCAAGUUGGUUAGAUGUAGUGAAAUGUAUUUCACAACUAGAACUGGCGCAGUUGAUAGGUACAGGCGUAAGACCUCAGUUUUUGUCAGGGUCGGGAAUUAAACCGCAGCCAGACGCUCUGAAGUUUAGCUUGAUGGCUCUUGACCCCAGUGUCAAGGAACAUAUUGGAGAAACCAGUUCACAAAGUGUAGUAGUGGCCGUAGACAGAAUAUUUACAGGGUCUACUAGACUCGAUGGUGACGCUAUUGUAGACUUUGUGAAAGCCUUAUGCCAAGUAUCACUUGACGAACUAAGCCAUCCGACGAAUCCUCGUAUGUUCUCUCUACAGAAAAUAGUCGAGAUUUCCUACUACAACAUGGGACGUAUUCGGUUGCAGUGGUCACGUAUUUGGCAAGUUUUAGGAGACCACUUUAACAAAGUUGGCUGUAGUGGCAAUGAGGAUAUAGCAUUCUUCGCGGUCGAUUCUUUGAGACAGCUGUCGAUGAAGUUCAUAGAAAAGGGAGAAUUUGCCAACUUCAAAUUCCAAAAGGACUUUUUGCGACCUUUCGAGCAUAUUAUGAAAAAGAACAAUUCCCCAACGAUCAGAGAUAUGGUGGUGCGAUGUAUCGCGCAGAUGGUGAAUUCCCAAGCGCCGAAUAUAAAAUCUGGUUGGAAAAACAUUUUCUCCGUAUUCCAUUUGGCAGCGAGCGAUCAAGACGAGGCGAUCGUCGACUUAGCAUUCCAGACUACGGGCAAGAUUAUAACAGAACUGUACGAGAAGCAGUUCCCAGCCAUGAUCGAUUCAUUCCAAGAUGCAGUCAAAUGUCUAUCAGAAUUCGCGUGUAAUGCUAAGUUCCCCGAUACUUCAAUGGAAGCAAUAAGACUUGUUCGGUCAUGUGCGUCUGCUGUGGGGGCGUCGCCGCAUUUAUUUGCAGAGCAUGCGGGCUUAGAAGGAGAGCAAGGGGCUCCCGAAGAGGAUAGAGUGUGGUUAAGAGGUUGGUUUCCACUAUUGUUUUCGCUAUCAUGCGUCGUCAGUCGCUGUAAACUAGACGUUCGCACAAGAGGUCUAACUGUUCUGUUUGAGAUUAUAAAAACACACGGCGAUUCAUUCCGUCCGCAUUGGUGGAGAGACCUUUUUAACAUCCUGUUCAGAAUAUUCGACAAUAUGAAGCUCCCUGAACAUCAACUAGAAAAGAACGAGUGGAUGACAACUACUUGCAAUCACGCUUUGUACGCGAUCGUCGACGUAUUCACCCAGUAUUUUGACAUUCUCGGAACUCUCCUUCUAGAGCAGUUGUAUGCGCAGUUGCAUUGGUGUGUGCAACAAGACAAUGAACAAUUAGCCAGGUCGGGAACCAACUGUUUGGAAAAUCUAGUCAUUUCGAACGGAACCAAAUUCAAUGAAGACACUUGGAGUAACACUUGUCAGAUUAUGUUGGAUAUCUUCAACAGCACGUUACCAACUACCCUCCUAACUUGGAAGCCGGAAGAGAACGAUGAGGCGGAUAAUCCUCAUGUUCGACACGGGAUCUUAAAGAAACCGCAAGUGGGAGACGAAGCGAAAUCAUCGAAUAAGAUCUUUAACAGUUUACUAAUAAAGUGCGUAGUUCAACUCGAACUGAUUCAGACUAUCGACAAUAUUGUUUUCUACCCGGCAACAUCCAGAAAGGAAGAUGCAGAGACUUUGGCUUUGGCUGCUGCUGAAUUGACGGGGUCCACUCCAGGGACGGAACAAGAAUGCCAACGAGAAGAGCAAGGAAUGUAUCGGUUGCUAAGUUCUCCACAUUUGCUGCGUCUGGUCGAAUGUCUGAUGUGCAGUCACCGAUUCGCGAAAACUUUCAAUACGAAUAACGCGCAAAGAAACGUGCUGUGGAAAGCGAAUUUCAAGGGCUCUGUGAAACCGAAUAUGUUGAAACAGGAAACGCAGUCUUUGGCGUGCGUUUUGAGGAUAUUGUUCAAAAUGUACAGUGACGAAGCGAGGAGGGACCACUGGCCAGCUGUGCAGAAGAGUUUGAUCAGCAUUUGCUGCGAAGCGCUGGAAUACUUCGCCAGCGUGACGAACGAAGCCCACAGAGAUGCCUGGACGUCGAUUCUGCUGCUGAUCCUCACGAGAAUACUGAAGAUGCCUGAUGAAAGAUUUGCGGCACACGUAUCAAGUUACUACCCUCUCCUGUGCGAGAUCACGUGCUUCGACCUCAAGCCCGAGCUGCGUUCCGUUCUACGACGAGUCUUUAUUCGCAUCGGCCCGGUUUUCAAUAUCGUCACCAAUGCGCAGUAAACGAUUAUAAGUAGCGUUACUACACUAGCGAAUGUCUCAUUUCUGACACUAGAGAGCGCUAGUGGACUUAAAAGUGCUGACCUCUGGUGGUAAGUUUCAGUAAGUUAUGCGCGCUCUAUGGGUGUAAUACUCUAGUUAUUGGUAGGAGAUUUUUCUUGUGGUUUUCAAGCAACACUUUGCUUCACUGAUUGGUGAUAACGUACCAAAAUGGUAUGUUUGAAUUACAUCAUUUAUAUUUAAUUUUGCUUUGUUGAAAAUUUGACAUUUGCUAGUGCGAUAAGGCUGAAAAAAUGUGCUCCCUUAUAGUAAAACCAUGGUUUCGAAACUGUUUAGUCCAAAAUGAGAUUGUCGUCUUUCUUGUUUAACUUGACCAGGUUUUAAUAUCAGCGGGCCUUAAAAACAAUAUGGCCUUAUAGUUCUGUAGGUAAACUGACUUCGUGUUAACGUUAAAUAAAAAACAUUUCGUUGAAUCCUUAAAUUUUAAUGUAAACAUUGACAGCAUUCAGUACUUCACUAGUAUUAAAAGUGAUCUAUUAUAAUUAGGGUGUAGUAGUUCGUCGUAAUUUAUAUAAAUUAUUAUUUUAUUAUCAUUGGUUAAAAAUUAUAAUUGUAUAAUAAAAAAACAUUAAAGUUGUAUCUAUAAAUUUAUAGUUUAUUCUGUAUAUUUGAAGUUUUAAUGUUUGGCUUCAUACAUUGUUAGGCUGGGCGUCGUAAGGAGCGUUUUACAA